Trifolium pratense (red clover) is the source of this 1189-nucleotide messenger RNA. RefSeq lists its product as uncharacterized. The transcript has 6 exons. Gene Ontology annotation, cellular component: chloroplast thylakoid membrane; chloroplast envelope. The record is from RefSeq and is a predicted model, not a curated record. Bases 37 to 783 code for a protein of 248 amino acids. Lineage: Eukaryota; Viridiplantae; Streptophyta; Magnoliopsida; Fabales; Fabaceae.
GGUGGUGUCUAACGCUGCCAAUAGUGACAACUGACAAUGAUGGUAAAAGCUCUUGACCUUGUUGAGUUCACUGGUUCGGUUACACAAGCUAUUCCUGGACCUAGAGUGGGUCCCACUUCGUUGCCGUGGAUUCUCGCUGUUCCUCUUGGUUAUGUUGGUGUUACUUUUGUUAUUGCGUUUGUUAAGACUGUUAAGAAGUUUACUUCUCCUAAAGCACAGCGACGUAAAUUGGUUGGUAAAAAUGCGAUGCUGUGUAAGUCGGUGGAUGAGUUGUUGUUACAAAGAGGAAGAGAUGAAGUUAAGGUUGAUGAUCUCAAGGCAAUUGCGGAUAAGACAGGUUUUGGUUUGCAAGAAAUUUUGCGCAAAUAUAUCCGGUAUGUUCUGAAUGAGAAACCAUUCAACCCUGAUGUUGUAGCUGAUUUAAUUCAGCUAAGGAGAGCUUCUACGUUAAAUGACUCACAAGUUGCUGAGAUUCUGAAUGAAAUUUCACGAAGAAUUGUGCGAGACAAAGGCCCAAUUGUAAUGAAUAAAUCAGGUUAUACUGAAAAGGGUUUCAAGAGAAAACUAGCUGUUCAGGCCCUUUUUGGAAAGGUUUUCUAUCUAUCUGAGCUGCCAGAGUUCUGUUCAAGUGAUAGCUCUUUAGUUGUCAAGGAAAUCUUCGGGGUUACAGAUGAAGACGCCGACCUACUCAGAUUACAGACAACUUCUGAAGCUGGCAACCUAGAUGCACUUGAGAAGAUGGCUGAUAUUUCAGAUUCAGAAGAUUCUAGCGAGGCUUCAUGAUGCAAAUAUACUUCAGGGUUUUGAAUUCGAAAAGGUUGAGGAAUCUGUUCUGCACGAUAUCUUCUCAUUACGUGGUGCUGCAAAAUCUACAUUACCAUCAUCAUCUCCCAUCCAAAACAUGGAAGUAAACAUGGAAGCAUAAAGGUACAAGAAAUGGCUAAAGUAAGAGUACAAAAAAUAGACAUCAAACAAACAGAGAUAAAACUCAACCUACCACAAUCCCUAUACAAGCAUAUGGAUUGGACAACAAACAAAAGCCUUUAUGCUUAACUUUCAUCCACCACCAAGUGUUGAUUUUGAUAUUGUCAAAAAAGUGUAGUUUUUUUUUUGGUACGAAGUAAACCAAUGUAGUUGCUGACACAUCUUUGCGGUUAAUAACUCUAUUAUGAUGCUCUUUUCAAAUAAA